Malaclemys terrapin pileata is the source of this 4790-nucleotide messenger RNA. RefSeq names its product leucine rich repeat containing 17 (gene LRRC17). Gene Ontology annotation, molecular function: protein binding. The transcript has 5 exons. Gene Ontology annotation, cellular component: plasma membrane. Bases 536 to 1861 code for a protein of 441 amino acids. The record is from RefSeq and is a predicted model, not a curated record. Lineage: Eukaryota; Metazoa; Chordata; Testudines; Emydidae.
AGAGAAAUGAAAUGCAAACCUGAAUGCAACCUGAAAGGUCUAAAUAGAUGAGCUUGUGACAUCCUUUCCCAGAUCCCAGGAAAUUGAGAGCACAUGGAAAUAGUCUCCCUGCUCUCAGAGCCUCAGACCACAGCGGCCCCUGGCAGCCAGAAGGAGCAACUGCAGAGAAAGUCCUCCUCAUCCCCUAUGCCAUGGAAUCUUCAGAGAAUUUAGCUGCCAAACUCUAACAAAUCUCUAUUAAGAAUGUGUGAACUAUGAUUUUUUCAGAGGCUUAUAAUUUGGCCAAAAUCAGGUUGAUUUUCACAGGAGCAGCAAAAGGCAUAUUUCUGAUACAAAGACAACUCUCCUGCCAAAUUUCAAGUCCCUGGUCCAAAGCAUGGAGUUGCUAGAGCUUCUCAAUUAAAUAAUUGAUUCCACAUCCACCAGCUGUACCUCCUCGAUUCAGAACAAUAUUAUCUCCAAACUCAUAUUUCAAAGGAAUACUUUGACUGUUCCAGCUGUCACAGAAAGUAAUUGGGGCCAACUGGAUGUCAGAAUGAAAGUGGUUACUAUUAUAAUACUACUUUUCUUUUGUAAAGCAGCCUACUUUAGGAAGACAAGGAAUGGGAGUUUGAGAAACAAAGCAAAUAAUGGAAGGACAAACAGCUUAAGAAAAGCAUCUAGUACUGUUAAGCGUUAUGCCCCAGGCCUCCCCUGUGAUGUGUAUACUUAUCUUCAUGAGAAAUACUUAGAUUGCCAAGAAAGAAAACUGACUUUUGUGUCUCCUGAUUGGCCUGAGGAUUUAAGACACAUGCUGCUAGCAAGAAAUAGGAUUCGCAAACUGAAGAAUAAUAUGUUUUCCAAGUAUAAAACAUUAAAAAGUCUGGAUUUACAACAGAAUGAUAUAUCAAAAAUUGGAAGUGAGGCUUUUUUUGGUUUAAACAAACUUACCACACUCUUACUUCAGCAUAACCAGAUUAAGAUUUUAUCAGAGGAAGUUUUUAUUUAUAUGCCCCUUCUAAACUACCUGCGUCUUUAUGAUAAUCCUUGGCAUUGCACCUGUGAGAUGGAAACUCUUAUUACGAUGUUGCAGGUUCCAACAAACAGGAACUUGGGAAAUUAUGCCAAGUGUGUACACCCAAUAGAACUGAAAGAUCAAAAGCUAAAGCAGAUAAAAGCUGAACAUCUAUGUACUGAAGAGGAAAGACUGGACCCCAAAAAUAUAGCAGCAGCAAAGCCAAAAGUUGUCAAACCAGAAUUUGAUUCCUCUCUUUGUCAUAUUUAUGUAUUUCCCAUGCAAACAUUGGAUUGCAAAAGAAAAGAGUUAAAGCAAGUUCCAGGUAACAUACCUCCAGAUAUUGUUAAACUCGAUUUAUCUAACAACAAAAUCAAACAACUACGAGCCAAGGAGUUUGAAGAUGUUAAUGAACUGAAGAUAUUAAACCUUAGCAGUAAUGGAAUAGUUUACAUAGAUCCUGCUGCUUUUUCAGGACUCAUUAACUUAGAGGAGCUUGAUUUGUCAAACAACACACUGCAGAAUUUUGAAUAUGGAGUAUUAGAAGACCUCUACUUUUUGAAAAUAUUAUGGCUGAGAGAGAACCCUUGGAGAUGUGAUUACAACAUUCAUUACCUUUUCUACUGGUUAGAGCAUCACUACAGUGUUCACUACACUGGCCUAGAAUGCGAAACGCCUGAGGAAUACAAAGGGUGGUAUGUUGGAAAAUAUGUCCGAAGUUAUUAUGAGGAGUGCCCAAAAGACAAGCUGCCAGUUUAUCCAGAAACAUUUGAGCAGGACAAAGAAGAUGAGGAAUGGGAAAGACACAAAGAACAAUCAGUUCAAACAGUAAAGAAGCAUGGUGUAAUUGUCACUGUAAUAGAUUAAUUUGGGAAUUUUUUUAUUACUAGAUUCAAAUUUUUCAUAUUUUAUGUCAGAAAAAAUCCUGUUUACAUUUUUGUUACUAGUGUUGUUUGUCCAUAAGGAAAUAUCUGCCUACAUAAUUUUUUUAAUUGAAGUUACUAACGACAUGACGGUAUUAGUUAUACAUCAUCUUUAAAAAAUUUUUUACUGUUUCUGACCAUUUGUUUUCGGUCACCCUUGCUAUGUGUUUGGGUAACAAUUUGAACCUACAAAAUAUAAAUGGAUAGAUAUAGAUAUAGAUCUAUAGUGGAAACAUGUCAUCUUAUGUACAGCAAGGCAUGAUCCUGCAGUUUGCUCUGCAUGGGCAGAGCAUUUUCAUGGAACUCAAUGUGGGACUGGGCCCAAAGCUCCUCUGUGUUGAAUGUAUUGCAAUUUCUUUAUAUUUAUUGGCUCCUUGAAUUGUUCCCAGGAAAAGUUCUGUACAUUUUAUGUAGCAGUUCUCUUGUGUGUUAUAUUUAUACCAAAUAAUGAAAUUGCAAACUGAACUAGAACAGGGUACAAAAUCAAUGGGAAUUGCACAUGGAGUAGAGAGAAAGGACACGCCAGUGAUCAGGGUGCUAGCCUGGGCCUUAGGAGACCCAAGUCCAAUAUCCUGUUCUGACACAGACUUCUUCUGUGACAUUGGGCAAGCCAGUUAGUCUCCCUGUGCCUCAGUUCCCCAUCUGUAAUGGGAAUAAUAGCACUUCCCUAUCUUACAUGGAUGAUAUGAGGAUAAAUACAUUAAAGGAUAUGAGGUGUUCACAUAAUAUGGGAACAGCGGCCAUAUAUGAACAUCAGUUAGAUGGUCAGUACCCCUCAGGGCAAAGACCCUUACUGCCCAAUAUUCUCAAGAAAAGGAAUGAUCCAACACUCAUUUACAUAGCAAUACUUCCACUGACUGAUAACAUUUAGCAUCUAUACAGUAUUUUCUUUUUUAAAGUUUGCAUCAGUUAAUAUUAACCAGUCUGAACACUUCCUCUUUGAGGUAGGCAUUAGCAUCCCUUCUGGGGAAAUGAUGACAAAGAAGGGUUAAGUGAGUUGCCCAAGACCACACACCAGAUUGAUCUCAGAUCUGAGAUCAGACUUAGAGGUCCCAGCUCAAACUCCAGAUCACGCCUCCUCUCAUACAUCACUGACAGUUAUGCAGGAGUGUAGGAAGCAGAAUCAGACUCUACAUUUGAAAUGUCUGACAAUACAUGCAAGCGACUGUAUUGGGAGGAGAUCUGGAAGGCUGUAUGGAGGGAAAAAAUAUAGCUUUCAAACUCUGUACUGCAUUCUAGUGGCCAUGGAUCCCUCCCUCCCGCCUAAAAGCUCACAUAUGUUGUUUUGCAUUAAAAAUGUAAUCCAGAGCAUUUGUUAACAGUUUUUUCUAAUAUAAAACAUUAAACCAGAGAGAAAUUCAGGACAUGGUAAGAGUGUGAGGGACUGCCAAAGAAUCCUUUAGCAGAAAAUGUGCUGUGAUCUGAGGCAUUCUUUCACACCCCUUAUUCUUGUAAUAAGUAAAUCACUUACAGCUGCUACGUUGCCAAACUGAAGAACUUAGACAGCUUUGCAUACCCUCUGAAGAGUUGUGUAGCUAACCUACUGUUGCAUUACUCAUCACUGUACCCAGCCCCAGAAUUAUCUUAAACAUUAAAGGUUAGCUUGGGAGGUUGGAAGACCUUUCCACUUGGCCAACAAAAUUUAUUUUAUCAGGUGGUACCUCCUGGAACAUUUAAAAGCUCCAGGAAGAAAAAAUCUCUUGCAGACAGUAGCUAGCAUCAACUGAACUACCCCCUCUUCUCCAAAUCUUGGGGCUUUUACCAGCACAGAGAUCCUCAGGAUGGUAAGGAAGAGGACAACUAAGAACAGGAGAACUACUGAGAAGGGAUGAAAAGGACAGAUAAUGGACCCAUAAGAGAACAGCUGUUUUUGGCAGUAGAACUAGUGAAGAAAAGCUGAGGAGGAAAAAGUGAGUUUAUAAACCACCCUGUUUCAACUGUUAGGGACAAAAAGCCAGCACUGCACCUAGAGAGGCAGUGUUUUAAAAAGACCAGCCAGGGGAAAGCCAGGAUCAGGUCCAGAAGAGACAACUUACCAGCCAGGUGCAAAGCAUAGGUGGGAGGCUGUGUGGAAGGUCUGUAACCACUAAGAGUUAGCAACUCAAGGAGCUGAGUGUGAGGUUAAAGUCUGAGAAGUGGCUGAGUUGCUGCAGGUGACAAAUCUAAAGGUUACAGUGAUACUGAAUCAUCAAACUGUCACUCAAGUAGUCCCACUAAGGCCAAGGCCCUUGGGAGUAGCAGUGAUACAUGAAAAACAACUGAUUAAGAGGCAUUAACGGUUAGGUAGACCAGCCCUUCAUUGUCUUCAAAGAAAUAGUGGCAUCAGAGUAUGCUGCUGCUACAGAAGAGUUCCAGAGACCGUAAACUAUCAUAGAAGACAAUCAAGAGUAAGAACUUCUUAAAGAGACAAAGCUGAAUACACCACCUAUCAUUUAACACAGGGAGUAGAGCCUAGUAAAAAAAGGAUAUAUCAAAUUGGAGGCUCAGGGGGAUUAUGGUUUGACAAUUGCCCUGCAGGAGAAGCCUUCGAGCACGGACACCACUACAUUGAAGCAGAUCACCAAAAAAGACUCCUGAAACAGUACCAAAAGAAAGAAAGGAAACUUGAUGUGGAGUCUAUCCAAAUCUUUGAUACUGAAGGGGGGAGAAAAGGACUUUGCCCUCAAAAGAGGGAUGGACUGGAAGGUGCACCCCAGGCCUGAAGAGUUUCUAAGAGCAGCAUUAAGUGUGCACCUUUUCUUGGACUGCUUCAAGGGGUUUAAACUAGUAAUUACAGCACGUAUAACUAACUGCAAUCAGCUGUAAUCCUUCAUGCCUAGGAUUACUGCAUUAUUUCCCUUAGGCCAAUGGCACUAAAAAACUUUUAUAUAAUA